CUUAGUGAAUAGUAAGGCAAGCGGACGUCACGCCGGACGUCUACUCCUCGUAACAUAUUGACACGAUCGCGACCGGGAAAAAUACCGAUCUUAAAAAAGUCUCAUUAUAAAUUAAAUUAAGCUUAAAUUUUUCCGUAACUGAAAAACGAUAACACAAUAGGUCCCUUGCUUAAUUUUAAAACAGGUGUCCUAAAUGUGUUGAAUAUAUUAACCUAAAUGCAAUAAUACAGAAUUGUUCCACGGUAAUAUUUACUAUUGGUCGGUAUCGUGUUAUCAGCUACUGUCGGCUAGUAAGCCGCAGGAGCAGUUUUAUCAGUCCAUGGUAGUUCGAUGGUGUUCAUCGCCGCACGUGGUGUUUCCCGCCGCAGCUCACACCGCAGUGUGAUGCAAUGUUUGUAUGACGGUGCUUCAGAAUUUCGGCUGUGCUACAUCUUGCUGUUUGACAAUGUGUAAAAGUGUUUAAUUUUAUUAGUGUUCGUCAUUGAAGUCGCCAGUUUCCACAAAGAAUUUGUUAUUUAUAAACGUUGAUCAUGGCGAAAGUGAGUGAUAUUGAUGUUCUGCCGCCAAAACCGAUGGAAAUGUAUUCAGAGAGUACUGAAUCUGGUGAUAAAGAGUCCAGUGAAGGAGUUCGAUUAAAGAAAGAGUUGGGUCUGAUGAAUGGAGUGGCUAUCAUAGUUGGUGUGAUAGUUGGUUCAGGAAUCUUCGUGUCUCCAAGCUUAGCACUAAAAUAUGCCGGUUCCAAGGGCAUGGCACUAAUCGUGUGGGUACUCUCCGGCUUCCUGUCGAUGAUCGGAGCUCUCUGCUAUGCAGAGUUAGGUACAAUGAUUCCAAAAUCAGGGGGUGACUACGCUUACAUAGGAGAAGCAUUUGGACCCCUACCAGCAUUCCUGUACCUGUGGGUGGCACUGUUCAUCCUGGUGCCCACAGGCAACGCGAUCACAGCGCUGACCUUCGCGGAAAACAUAUUGAAACCUCUUUGGCCAGCCUGCUCGCCGCCUGCCAGUGCUGUGAGCCUCAUAGCUGCUUCAAUUACCUGUUUCCUAACAGUUAUAAACUGCUACAACGUUAAGUGGGUGACGCGAGUUCAGGAUUCGUUCACGGCGGCGAAAAUUCUCGCGUUGCUGGUGACAUUCUUCGCCAGCUUGUGGUACUUAUUCUCCGGGCACACGGAGAACUUGGAGAACAUGAUGCAGGGCACGAUCACGGAGCCCGGCCAGCUGGCCAUCGCAUUCUAUACGGGACUAUUCUCUUACUCCGGAUGGAACUACUUAAACUUCGUCACCGAAGAAUUGAAAGAGCCAUAUAAAAACUUGCCUCGCGCCAUCUGCAUCUCCAUGCCAGUGGUAACCCUUGUCUACGCUCUCACCAACGUGGCGUACUUUGCUGUACUCACCAACGAUGAGAUCUACUCCUCCCAAGCGGUCGCCGUCACCUUCAGCGUCAAGAUCCUCGGCAUGAUGUCCUGGGUCAUGCCACUGUUCGUUGCUUUAUGCACCUUUGGCUCCCUGAACGGAGCUAUCUAUGCCUCGUCAAGGCUGUUCUUCGUUGGAGCUAGGAAUGGACACUUACCACUUGCGAUAUCACUGAUUGAUAUCAGGAGGUUGACUCCAGUGCCUUCGUUGUUGUUCCUUUGCAUAGCGACGUUGAUGCUGCUGCUAUCUAACAACGUGGAGUCCCUCAUAGUGUACGUGACUGCCGUGGAAGCGCUCUUCACCCUGGCGUCUGUCGCCGGCUUAUUGUGGAUGCGGUUCACCCGACCGCACCUCCAGCGUCCCAUCCGCGUUAACAUCAUCCUCCCGAUAUCCUUCCUCAUCAUUUGCACCUUUGUGGUAAUCUGCUCCUGCUUCACACAUCCCAUGGAGGUCGGCAUUGGCGUAGCCUUCAUCGCCAUCGGUGUCCCCGUAUACUUCAUCUUCAUUGUCUGGCAAAACAAACCACAAUGGAUGAUCUCAGUAUGCAACGCCUUCAACCUAGCCUGCUCCAAAAUAUUCCUCUGUCUCCCCGAAGAUUCCAAGGAUUUAUGAUCUUUAUUAUUAUCUGAUAAUAUAUUGUGAUCUGAUUAAUUAUUUUUGCUAUUUUAAUUUUACUGUUUUAUGCCAAUUUGCAUGGCAUAUGGGCUGGCAUAAUAUUAAGUACAGAUCUGUUAUAACUUAGAUAAGUUGAUGAUUCCUAUGCAGUUAUAGGUUAAGUAAUCUAUAUGUGAAUAGAUGUUAAGUAUAUGACAAUUUGAUAAUACAAAGCAAUCAUUGUU
Molecule: messenger RNA, 2251 nt
Organism: Helicoverpa armigera (cotton bollworm)
Lineage: Eukaryota; Metazoa; Arthropoda; Insecta; Lepidoptera; Noctuidae
Gene: mnd
Product: large neutral amino acids transporter small subunit 1
Exons: 5
Coding region: 531-2024 (497 amino acids)
Biological process (GO): amino acid transmembrane transport
Cellular component (GO): membrane
Molecular function (GO): L-amino acid transmembrane transporter activity
Source: RefSeq, a predicted model, not a curated record